Brettanomyces bruxellensis is the source of this 2634-nucleotide messenger RNA. RefSeq lists its product as uncharacterized. The coding region runs from base 1 to 2634 and encodes 877 amino acids. Lineage: Eukaryota; Fungi; Ascomycota; Pichiomycetes; Pichiales; Pichiaceae. Gene Ontology annotation, cellular component: GARP complex. The record is from RefSeq and is a predicted model, not a curated record. The transcript has a single exon. Gene Ontology annotation, biological process: retrograde transport, endosome to Golgi.
AUGACCAGGGGCAUUUCAAUGAGGGAUGAACUCAUUCAUGCAUCCAAUCAGGAAGAACUUACAGACACUGAAGACCACCUUUCAUCAUCAACUUACAAUCCAUUAACUGAUAUCACGACAUUGUUUAGGGAUUCUUCUGAUCUGGCAUCGUUAGAUCAGCUUUUGGCAUAUGUGUGUGGAUACAAACUGGAUAUUGAAAAAGAGAUAUUAAAAAGGGAACAUAAUUAUAAUGACCAGGCUGCGAAUAGAACUGAUUCAGUUUCGGAACUUACUGAAUUGGGGAAAAAACUGGACCAGUUGAUGGAUGAUUUUGAUGAUAUGCAGGUAUUGGCAGAGGAUACAGGAAACACGAUCAACAAGAUGACAGUUAAUAUUAAAAGGCUGGAUAAUUGCAAGAAAAAUUUAACCCUUUCAAUGACAAUAAUGAAACGGUUGCAAAUGCUUCUAACUGCGUAUAGCUCAUUGGAGAAACUACUGAAUUCAAAUGAGGACAAAAGUGGAGAGAAAAACUAUAAUGACAUAAAGCAAAUGCUCGGUGUUGUUUUGGAAUUAAUGCAACACUUCCAAAGUUAUAAAAGCAUAGACGAAAUUAAUACAUUGGAUAAGAAGAUAAUGUCCACAAAAAAUACGGUUAUUGACGACAUAUUUAGCGACUUUGAAGCAGAAAUAAAGGGCAAAACAAACAGUACUCUUGCUGAUGCCUGUGAAAUUCUAUCGAUGUUUGGGGAAGCAUAUGAGACAAGACUUCAGUCUUGGUAUGUUAAUGCUUUGCUUAAAGAUCUUACAACAAUUUUCAAAAGCAGUGAAGAAGCCGGAUCACUUGACAACAUUAAACGGAGAUACAUUUUUUUCCAAAGAAUUCUUAACGAUUUUGAGAUGCAUCAUAGCAAGAUAUUUCCGAAGAGCUGGAAAAUGCCUAUCUUACUUGCCAAGAAGUUUUGUACCAUCACAAAAGAAGAUUUAAGCGAGGUCAUGCGUAACACUCCAGAACUCAAUGGAUCAUCAGCAGGGGCAAAGCUGAUUAUAUCAGCAUUAACUGAAACUUUACAGUUUGAAAAUUACUUGAAUGAGAAAUUUCAGAUGUUUUCAGAUAUUAAUGAUAAAUCGGUGUAUAAAUUUGAUAAACUGAUUUCAAACGUUUUUGAACCUUUCCUCAAUAUUUGGAUUGAUCAUCAAGGCACUCUAAUUGAGAAAAAAUUCCUGGAGUAUCUCAAUCCGGCCACAAUGUAUCGGAAAUCAGGUGUCGCCGAUUCCAUUCCUCAAGAUUCCCUUACGACUAAUAAAAUGGGCCAAGAGCAAGCUCGUACUGACGGUGACCAAAAUUCAAUUGUUCUUGAGAAUGAAGAGAUAAACGUACUUGAGUCAUCUGCAGACUUAUUUCGCACAUUUAGACAAGUUCUCUCACAACUUAUUAAACUUACAAGAGGGCGUCCUCUAAUAAAGCUCUCACAAUUGUUUUCAAAAGAUUUGAUGGAUUAUAACAAACGUAUUCUUGAGCCGAUGCUUCCUACUAGGGAUGAUAUAAUAUCUGCCUAUUCCAAAAAUCAAAAAGAGGCUAUUGAAAUUAUUUGCUUAGUUCUCAACACAGCUGACUAUUGCUCUGUAACGGUAAGCCAGCUUGAAGAGAGGCUGGUUUCUUUAAUUACUCCAGAUACUCUUCAGAAAGCGAUUGAUUUUUCACACACUAAAGAUUCCUAUUUGAAACUCAUCUCAGACUGUAUCAAUCUAAUUCUUGCCAAGUUUGAUAAUGACCUACAAUAUUCUUGGAGGGAAAUGACUAAUAAUAAUUGGAGGCUACAAAAUGAUGUCGACGGUGAGUCAAGAUAUGUCUCAACUAUAAAGAAGACAUUGAACGAUGAUUGUGGCCUGAUAUUCACUUCACUAAGCAAGCCUGCAUUUAUUAGACACUUGAUUGAUAAAUUAGUUCAAAUGAUCGUAAACUCAUUUAUAUUCAAUUUUACAAAGUUAAAGCCGAUAUCCGAGGUUAUGGCUGAACAAUUUACAUUGGAUCUUCAAACGUUAAAAUCAUACUUUAUGGAUCUUCCUACAAAGGGGCCAAACGGAUCUAAAAUAAAGAGUUCCAGGUCCUUCAUGAAUUCGUUAAAUAAUUCACUACAACCAAUUAUAUCACUAAUGAAGGUGCUGAUGACACCAAGCAAACCAAUAGAUAGUUAUCUUGUGAGCUAUUUUAGUAAUAUCAAAGACUCAAACUUCACCAAUUUUGUUAAAACAAUCAAAUUAAAAGGUUUGCUUGGGAAUGAAUUGACGUCCGAAAAGGAAAGAUUCAAAUAUCAAGAUGCGUUUAAGGCACAACUAAGAGUUUAUCAAGACCAAACUGAUGAGCAGCUUUCAGAAUCAAAUAAAUUUUUGGAAAAAUUGAAUCUGGACCCCAAAAGCAACAAGGUUACCAACUUUGGUUUCAAGACGGAGACAGAAGAUAGUAAUGAAAUAUCGAGAUCUUCUUCGGCGAGUAAUAUUACAAACUUUUUUGGGGGAGGUAAUCCAUCCCGUCGCUCUUUAUUUAACGGUGGAGAUAUUGAAAAGAAUUUCGUUAAAACAUUAACGGAUAACAGAAUUAAUAUCAAUGAAAACAUUAGGAAUUUUGGCAAGCUCUUUAAGAAAGGAGGGAACUGA